AUAUAUAACCCCCUUCCUCUUAUCUCAUCCACCGUCUCAACUAUCAGCUCCCUCUCGCUAACCAGAGCACGAAGUACUUACUCCCCGUUACCUCGACCAACAAAGAGAUUGUUAUAGAGACGGACACCGUGGAUUUAUAUAUGAACGUCCCUCCCACUCCUUUCCUUCCUUCAUUGGAAGACGACUAUUCCUACUACUAUUCCUUCUUCCAGGACGCUAUCCUCAGUCUCCCCUCCCCUUCUCCGCCCUCGGAGAUAGAGAUGCCGAAUGGAAAGCGGAAGCGGGGCGGUGAACAGGCCGAAGCGGAGGCGAGUCUGAUUCAUGGAAGGAAAAGAUCCAGCUCAUCCCGGGAGAGUGGCGAUUCCGACUCAGACACCCUUAAUUCACACAACGCCACCUCCUCCUCCGCUGUGGGCGGCGGAGGCCCGUCGCCGCACCACCACCGGAGGCUCUGGGUGAAGGACCGCUCCCGGGAUUGGUGGGACCGGUGCAACCACCCGGACUUCCCGGAGGCCGAGUUCCGGCGGGCGUUCCGGAUGGGACGCGCUACCUUCGAGUUCCUCUGCGAGGAGCUCGGCGCCGCGGUGGCCAAGGAGGACACGACGCUCCGGGCGGCGAUCCCGGUCCGGCAGCGCAUCGCCGUGUGCAUAUCCCGGCUCGCCACCGGAGACCCCCUCCGCGCCGUCUCCAAGCGCUUCGGCCUCGGAAUCUCGACCUGCCACAAGCUCGUCCUCGAGGUCUGCUCCGCUAUCAAGACCGUCCUCAUGCCCAAACUCCUCCAGUGGCCCGACCCCCCCGCCGCCGCCGCCCACCGCUUCGAGGCCCUCUCCGGGAUCCCCAACGUCGUCGGGUCCAUGUACACAACCCAUAUCCCCAUCAUCGCCCCCAAGGUCAGCGUCGCCGCCUACUUCAACCGCCGCCACACCGAGCGCAACCAGAAGACCUCGUACUCCAUCACCGUCCAGGGGGUGGUGGAUCCCGACGGCGUCUUCACCGAUGUCUGCAUCGGCUGGCCCGGGUCGAUGCAGGACGAUGAGGUGCUCGAGAAAUCGGCACUCCACCAGCGAGCAAUCGGCGGCCUUCUACAGAACCAGUGGAUCGUCGGCGGGACCGGAUACCCUCUCACGGACUGGGUGCUGGUGCCCUACACCCAAAAGAACCUAACUUGGACACAGCACGCCUUCAAUGAGAAGAUUGGGGAGGUCCAGAGGGUGGCGAAGGAGGCCUUCGCGAGGCUCAAGGGGCGGUGGGCCUGCUUGCAGAAGAGGACCGAGGUAAAGCUCCAAGAUUUGCCGGUGGUGCUCGGGGCUUGCUGCGUUCUUCAUAACAUAUGCGAGAUGAGGAAGGAGGAGUUCGACCCGGAGCUCAGCUAUGAGCUGGUGGACGACGAGAUGCUGCCCGAGCACGGCCUCCGAUCGGUGAGUGCUAUGCAGGCUAGGGAUACCAUUGCUCAUAAUUUGCUGCACCAUGGCCUUGCCGGCACGACUUUCUUGUAGUUUUCGCUAUGAUAUGGAAAUUGGAAUUCUUUCGAUUGAUUGUUGUCAAAACAUGGGAUAGGAACAAGGGGCUCUGUGCAGAGAGAUUUGAUUACCCCGCUGAUAGAUAGGGCUUUAGUUUUGCAGAUGAAAUAUUGGUCAGUUAUGCAAAAAGAAUGUGCCUUGGCAUUGUGUUUUUGUUUGUGCUGGAGAAUUUGAGGUCAUCCAAAGGCGCUAGAUUGUACUAUGGUGUUAAUCUUUUAUAGUGCUUGACGAUGGAUGAUGAAAGUAAUUGAAGUUGAAGGAAAUUAAACUUCGUGGAAUUAUUUUGCAGCA
Molecule: messenger RNA, 1811 nt
Organism: Phoenix dactylifera (date palm)
Lineage: Eukaryota; Viridiplantae; Streptophyta; Magnoliopsida; Arecales; Arecaceae
Source: RefSeq, a predicted model, not a curated record